This is a messenger RNA of Beauveria bassiana ARSEF 2860, 1695 nucleotides long. RefSeq names its product amino acid permease. Gene Ontology annotation, molecular function: amino acid transmembrane transporter activity. Gene Ontology annotation, cellular component: membrane. Gene Ontology annotation, biological process: amino acid transmembrane transport. Lineage: Eukaryota; Fungi; Ascomycota; Sordariomycetes; Hypocreales; Cordycipitaceae. The record is from RefSeq and is a predicted model, not a curated record. The coding region runs from base 1 to 1695 and encodes 564 amino acids. The transcript is spliced from 3 exons.
AUGGGCUCAGACGGCUCGCGUAGCCCGCCGGCCUACCCCUACCAGGCCGAAAAAAACAUUGGUCCCGACAAAGCUGUUGGCGCCGACCCCAAGCCCGUUUCCGACGUCACGGCCGGCCGCCUCUCCAUUGACACUGGCAACGUCGACCAAACCCACCGUCUGCUCAAAUCGCGACACAUUCAGCUCAUUGGCAUCGGCGGCAGUAUCGGAACCGUCCUCUAUGUUCAAAUCGGUCAAGGUCUUCUCCAUGGCGGCCCCGCUAGUCUAUUCAUUGCCUUUAGCUUCUGGUGUUCUGUUGUGCUCGCCGUCACCUUGUGCAUGGCCGAAAUGGUGACCUAUCUACCUAUAUCCUCGCCCUUUAUCCGAUUCGCCGGUCGCUACGUUGACGAGUCCUUUGGUUUCGCCAUUGGCUGGAAUUUCUUUGUUUUCCAGGCCGCCCUCGUACCGUUUGAAGUGGUAGCCUGCAACCUCAUUAUCAAUUUCUGGACCAAAGCGAUACCCACUGGCGCAAUGAUUACCAUCAUCAUUGUUCUAUACGCCGCCAUCAACGUAAUUGCUGUCAAGUGGUAUGGUGAAACCGAAUUUUGGGCCGCUCUCGGCAAGGUGCUGCUUAUUAUUGGUCUUAUACUCUUUACUUUCAUCGUAAUGCUGGGCGGGAACCCCCAGCACGAUCGGUUCGGCUUCCGCUACUGGUCCAACCCUGGUUCAUUUGCCCAGCUCUACGGCUACACCGGUGGCCUGGGUCGAUUCGUUGGCUUUUUGCAGUGCUUGAUUCAGGCCGCCUUUACCAUUGCUGGUCCCGACUACGUCUCCAUGGCCGCGGGCGAGGCCGAGAACCCGCGCAAGGUUAUGCCCCGUGCCUUCAAUGCCGUCUUUUACCGACUUACGACCUUUUUCAUCCUCGGCUCCCUCUGCGUCGGUAUCCUCGUUCCCUACAACGACAAGGACCUCAUCGAGGCCUAUGCCAACGGCUCACCCGGCGCUGCCGCCUCUCCGUACGUGGUCGCCAUGAAGCGUCUCGGCAUCCCGAUUCUUCCUCAUAUCGUCAACGCAACCGUAUUGACGGCGGCUUUUUCGGCCGGCAACUCGUACGUCUACUGCGCCUCACGAUCGCUCUACGGCUUGGCUCUUGAGGGCAAGGCGCCGCGUCUUCUCACCACCUGCACCAAGAAGGGUGUUCCCGUUUACUGCGUCGGCGUUGUGCUCGUCAUUGCGCUGCUGUCUUUUCUGCAGCUGGGCUCGGGUGCUUCCGUCGUUCUAAACUGGUUCGUCUCUCUGGUCACGGCGUCGCAGCUGCUUAAUUUCGGCGGCGUCUGCAUUUCGUUCCUGUGCUUCCGUCGCGCCAUUCGCGCGCAGGGCGUCGAUCCCACCACCCUGCCCUACCGCGCGUGGUUCAUGCCGUAUGCCGCGUACUAUGCGCUCUUUUGGACCGUGCUCAUGGCGUUGGUGGGAGGCUACCCGGUCUUUUUGCCUGGCCGCUGGAAUACGCCCAACUUUUUGUUCUCGUACAUGAUGAUUUUUGUGUUUCCGGCACUGUACUUUGGCUACAAGUUUAUCAUGAAGACCAAGAUUCACAAGCCCGAGGAGGUGGAUCUGCUCAAGGACCUGGCCGAGGUGGAGGAGCACGAGGCCAACUUUGUGCCCAAGAAAGCAGAGUCUCGCUUUGAACGCAUCUUGGACACGCUUUUUGGGUAG